CUUCUACGCUCUCAUUUCUCUGAGUACCAGAACCGGCGAAGAGCUGAAAAACAGAUUAGAAACUAGAAACUGAACUCAGGACAGAUACAGCUCGUCUGCUCGUUGAGCCUUUGGUGAAAGUGCCAAAACAACUGUGCGUAAUUACGCAUACAAAAAUAAAGAAAGAACAAUGAGUGCCACGACCGCUAUGAAAGUGAACGCCGAAGCCAGACGGAUCCUGGCCGUGUCGAUAAGCAAGCUGUACGCCUCCAGGACCCAGAGAGGCGGACUGAGACUCCACCGGAGCCUUCUGCUCUCCAUGGUCAUGAGGUCCGCCCGGGACAUCUACCACUCCUCCCGCGAGAGCGAGGAGCUGUGGGGCGCGCAGCCGACAUCGGAGGAGCCGAUGGAGACCGGCUCCUGCUCGGGGGAACAAACCGUGCUGCCGGAGCCUCAGCCCGAGCCCCAGCCGGCGAUGAUCUCCGCCGAGCCGCCCUCGGAGGAGCCGGACAGCGAGGACGAAGGGUGUGAUGGGGAAACCGCGGAGGACAAAGAGAACAUGAGCCCGACGAAGCAGUCCAGGAAACGCCGGGGCAAGGCGUCGGCGGCGCCCGACUUCCUCCCCAGCAAGAGGGCGAGGCUGGAGCCCGGCGAGGAGAGGCACGCGGCGCUGCCGGGCAGCUGUCGCGCCGGCGCCGGGGAGUCCCUGAUCGCGUUGUCACUAAAUCGGGUUAUACCCGCUUUUUGAACAGACGGAGAAAGUGAGCCUCCAAUUGGACUUUGGAGUGGAGUGAUUCUGAACUCCUCGUAGACCUACAAGGGACGGGUUGACCCCCCCCACCGUUGGCACACCAAGGAGCUGACCUACACCGGCGGUCCCGGGACCGAGGGAUUUACCGGGACCAUGGUGCGAGAUCUCUGGUCGAUCUGAGUGGGCCUGCCGGGCUAUAGGCGAUGCCUCCUGCCCCCCCUCCGCUACAGAGCAGAGAAGAAAACAUGCAGGCCCGAAGAGAGAGCUGCACGGGCCGGAAAGUUUGAGGAAGAAACCGAAGGGGGAAGUUGCUGUUUGAUGAUUCACCUUCCAAACAAGUGACUGUUGCUGACUCAAAAGUGUGUGCGCGUGUGAAUCAGCAGAGAGUGAUAUGAGUCAAAACAAACACACACACACACACACACACACACACACACACGCACACAAACACAACGAGGACUUGAGGGAAUUUCCUGCCUUCAUACCGGGAUAUCAGGCCCGAUAGAGGAAGUACAGUUGGGGCAGACUCACUGCCACACACGCACACACACGCACGCGCACACACACACACACACACACACACACGCAUUCAGCUGCUGCUGUGGACUUGAUGAAUCAAUACUACUGCUAUAGGGGACAUGUCCUGACCUGUGUUCACAUGGUGCUUUGAGGCUGUCCACGUGGUGUCGGAAGUCAUUUUGUGUGUUUUUAUGUCAAUCAAAUGUUCAGACCUGUGAAAAAUGAUAUUACCUCACAUUCCAAGCUGCUUUUGUUUUUUUGAAUUAAAGGUGUAAAUAUUUGUAAUAAACACAUUGUAAAGGGUACUCAGUUGUGCUGCUCUCUUUGUACACGCACACACACACACACACACACACACACACACACACACACACACACACCACAGUGGCAUCUUAUUUCCAAAUUAAAAGGCUGUUGGUCUAUAUUAGGCCACAGUUCACAGGGUCAAUCCUCUAUAAGAGGGAGCAAGUUGGUACAACCCAGCGCCGUGUCUGGCUUGCCGCCACUAAUCUCAUGCUUAUAGUGAGGCACGCACACACACACACACACAUUCAAACAAACAACACACACACACUUUAGUCCGGGGUCGUACCGUUUCCUGUAGAUUACGACAGAACUGUGACUCACAUGCUUCCCUCCCAGCGUGACCUGACACUGAUUCAGAGAGGGAUAAUAAAAACAGAUGUUACGCAACCUCGCUGGGGGCCAAAACACUUUGUGUUGAGUAACGCAGCAGGUAGUGUUCAUAGCCCGGGGGCCUCUUCGUCUUCGUCAUCGUCAUUAGAAGCAGCAGC
Anarrhichthys ocellatus (wolf-eel) is the source of this 2043-nucleotide messenger RNA. It is a transcript of the gene ier2b, whose product is annotated as immediate early response 2b. Bases 170 to 727 code for a protein of 185 amino acids. The record is from RefSeq and is a predicted model, not a curated record. The transcript has a single exon. Lineage: Eukaryota; Metazoa; Chordata; Actinopteri; Perciformes; Anarhichadidae.